Clunio marinus is the source of this 1413-nucleotide messenger RNA. The record is from the annotation of a GenBank genome assembly. Lineage: Eukaryota; Metazoa; Arthropoda; Insecta; Diptera; Chironomidae.
AUGGGAAUCAAAUUCCUAGAGGUUAUUAAACCUUUUUGCAGUAUACUGCCAGAAGUGACGAAACCCGAACGAAAGAUUCAAUUUCGGGAGAAAGUUCUAUGGACAGCAAUAACACUUUUCAUUUUCCUCGUUUGUUGUCAAAUUCCUCUCUUCGGAAUUAUGUCAUCUGACUCAGCCGAUCCUUUCUAUUGGAUUCGUGUGAUUCUCGCUUCAAAUCGUGGUACAUUAAUGGAACUUGGUAUCUCACCGAUCGUCACAUCAGGUCUUAUUAUGCAAUUGUUGGCUGGUGUGAAGAUCAUUGAAGUUGGCGACACGCCUAAAGAUCGAGCACUCUUCAACGGUGCACAGAAACUCUUCGGUAUGGUCAUCACAAUUGGUCAAGCAAUUGUCUACGUUAUGACGGGAAUGUACGGUGAUCCAUCAGAAAUUGGCGCUGGUGUUUGUCUUCUCAUUAUCAUUCAACUUUUCGUUGCUGGCCUCAUUGUUUUGCUUCUCGAUGAGCUUCUUCAGAAAGGAUAUGGUCUUGGCUCGGGAAUUUCUCUCUUCAUUGCGACAAACAUUUGCGAGACGAUUGUGUGGAAAGCAUUCUCACCAGCAACUGUCAACACUGGACGUGGAACAGAAUUCGAAGGUGCUGUCAUUGCAUUGUUCCAUCUUCUUGCAACACGUCAAGAUAAAGUUCGAGGUCUUCGUGAAGCCUUCUAUCGUCAAAAUCUUCCCAACUUGAUGAAUCUUUUAGCAACCGUACUCGUCUUUGCUAUAGUCAUAUACUUCCAAGGUUUCCGCGUUGAUUUGCCAAUUAAAUCAGCACGUUAUCGUGGUCAAUACAGCAGCUAUCCUAUCAAACUGUUCUAUACAUCGAACAUUCCAAUUAUUUUACAAUCAGCUUUGGUCUCAAAUCUUUACGUGAUCUCGCAGAUGUUGGCCGUAAAAUUCCAUGGAAACUUCCUCGUAAACUUAUUGGGAGUUUGGGCUGAUGUUGGUGGUGGCGGCCCAGCUCGUUCCUAUCCAAUUGGUGGGCUUUGUUAUUAUUUAUCGCCACCCGAGAGUCUCGGCCACAUUGCAACAGAUCCCGUCCAUGCCGUUCUUUACAUUAUCUUCAUGUUGGGUUCGUGUGCUUUCUUCUCAAAGACAUGGAUCGAUGUGUCGGGAAGCUCUGCAAAGGAUGUCGCCAAGCAAUUGAAAGAACAACAAAUGGUGAUGCGAGGACAUCGUGAAAACUCGAUGAUUCAUGAAUUGAAUCGUUACAUACCGACUCGUCGACGAAAACCACCAGAGACUCAGUUGGCUGAUUUCCUUGGAGCGAUUGGCUCAGGAACUGGAAUCCUUCUCGCUGUCACUAUCAUUUAUCAAUACUUUGAAAUCUUCGUAAAAGAACAAUCGGAGAUGGGCAUGGGCGGUUUACUCUUCUAA